Molecule: messenger RNA, 2612 nt
Organism: Habropoda laboriosa
Lineage: Eukaryota; Metazoa; Arthropoda; Insecta; Hymenoptera; Apidae
Product: synaptic vesicle glycoprotein 2B-like
Exons: 11
Coding region: 537-2066 (509 amino acids)
Biological process (GO): transmembrane transport
Cellular component (GO): membrane
Molecular function (GO): transmembrane transporter activity
Source: RefSeq, a predicted model, not a curated record
AUAUAUGUGGAGGCACGAUCGAUUUUUUGGUCAGUCGUUCGUUCGCCACGGAAGAUCGUGUUUUGAUCUUGGUGAACACAGAAGAUUUUUAUACACAGUGAUCAUUUUUUUUUUUUUAUCGUUUCUCGAUUGCAGAGAUUGCAGUCCGAGUACUACUUACGAGAAGAACUUUUUUUAUUCGAUCGAAUUGAAAUCGCUCGAGGAUCAUUGAGAAGGGGGAAAAAGUUGGAGUAAAGAAAGAGAAAAAAUAGGGAACUGUUUUUAGAGAGAAGGAAGGUUCCCUUAAGUCUCGGUGGAUAUAUCAUCGUCGAAUUCGCUCGUGCGAUAAAGGCGGCGAUCAAAUACCACCGAGUAUUCACCAAUGAGCGUAGCGUGCAGUGGUUGCACACGAGGACAAAACCGUGGAACGCGCACGAGGAACAGACAGUGCAACGCUUUGGCGACCGAGGUCCUCCAGAAUCCCGGAUUCUCUCCAACACCACCUGACCUGAUCACCUCGCGCGAGACCGUACACCUUCGCAACGUAACCGUUCACCAUGGGGCUCGACUUCUUGGCAGACGGAGGUGCCGAUUUCGAGCAUGCAAUCACCGUAACAGGUUUCGGGAAAUUUCACUACAUGCUGCUGGCAGUAUGCGGCUUAAUUUACAUGGACACAGCCAUUGGAGUCACGAUACUCUCGUUCGUGUUACCGGCAGCACAAUGCGAUUUGGAAAUGGAUUCAACAUCGAAAGGCUGGCUAACAGCUUCCCCAAUGUUAGGUAUGGUGGUUGGAUCUUACAUAUGGGGAUGCCUGGCUGACACCAAGGGGAGGAAAGUGGUGUUAAUUGCUACGUUAUUAAUGGAUGGUGUCGUAGGCGUCAUUUCCUCCUUCGUCCAGUAUUUUUGGAUAUUCCUAGUAUUCCGUUUCUUCAACGGAUUCGCCGUUACGGGAGCUAUGGGAAUUUGUUUUCCGUAUUUAGGGGAGUUCCAGCCGACAAAGUAUCGUGAAAGAUGCCUUUGUUGGAUGGAAAUGUUCUGGACCGUUGGAGUCAUAGUAUUACCAUUGAUCGCGUGGUUGAUCAUACCGAUGGACUUUAUGUACAUCUCGGACGUGUUUUACUUCAAGUCGUGGAAUCUCUUUGUAGCGCUGUGCGCUCUACCCUCGAUAAUGUUAGGCUUGUGGCUGUUCGCGUUCCCGGAGAGCCCGAAGUUUCUCCUCGAGUGCGGCGAAACGGACGCCGCCCUCGAAGUGUUCAAAUGGAUUUACUCGCAGAACACUGGCGAAAGCCCUGACUCUUACCCGGUGAAAACGUUGCAAGAGAAGACUAAAGAUAAGAGCACGAGGUCGUUGAAGCUACACAAACGAAAAGACCUGAAGGUUCUCCUGAAGGAGGUACAAGACCUAACAACCGCUCUCUGCAAAUCACCAUACCACAAAAACACGCUACUUGCCUGUGCCAUUCAAUUUGGCCUCACUAGUAGCUACUACACCCUUAUGGUCUGGUUCCCAGAAUUGUUCACCAGAUUCGAGCAAUUCGAACACGACAAUCCUGGCCAGAGCACAUCAGUGUGCAUCGUGUCAGCCCAAUCGGAUAAUGCGACGCUGGUCGACGCUUUUGGAUGUGACACUGUGAUCGCGCCUUCUGUUUAUCUGCACACCGUGUAUAUAGGACUCGCCUGCAUUCCUGGAUCCAUCAUCCUACCACUUUUCGUGCACAAACUGGGCGCCAAAUUCUUUUUAAUCGUAUCACUGUUGGUCUCCGGUGCAGUGACGGUUGCCUUCUAUUACGUCGUCAAUGCGACGCAGAAUCUGAUAUUAUCCUGCGUGUUCGAGGCUCUGACGUCCCUCGGUAUCUCGUUGGUCUAUUGCGUAAUUGUCGACAUGUUCCCGACGAAUCUCAGGGUAAUGGCUGCAGCUUUAUCUCUCACAAUGGGUCGAUUAGGCGCGCUGGUCGGUAACUUAGUGUUCGGAUACCUGAUCGACUUGGCCUGUGUGGUUCCUAUAGUUUUAUUCGCGGCAUUUUUAUUCCUUUGUGGAUUUAUGUCUUUCCUGUUGCCGAAAACAGGAAAAGAGACCCUUGAUUAACCGGAAAAUCUCGUCUCCUGGAGAGAAUCGAGAGAAGAAAAUAUUUCCGGCAGUGGAAGAACGAUCGAUUUGCGUUGACAAGAAUCAUUCUUCAAUUAGAAGAAAUUCGAUCUCUAUAUUGACAAACACUAGUGUUGUAUUACAGCUACUAGCGAUCGAUGGGAAUUUUUCGCACUUCGAUCUCUACGAACGUUUCGUACUUUCGUAUAGAAAAUAAGAUGACGUGUAGGAUUUUCAUUGGAAAGUCCGUAUUAUAUUUUUAACAGCGUGUAAAUUCGUGUAAAUAUGUAAUAUUUAUUCUGCGAACGUUUUACGUAUCAUUUUGUGAAAAAGGAUCAAGUAUUGUGAUCAUCAAUUAAAUGGAACUUGAUGUACAGACGCGGUUAUUCAAAUUGCGCGCCAAAACACGUCUGAACGAAUAUUUGAUAAGCGAUACGUUAUUUACGAACAUAAAACUAAGAGACGCUGUUCAGCGUUUGUAAUUCCUUUAUUUGUCUGUAAAAGAAAAACCUGUAUUCCGAAACCUGUAAGAAUAAAUAUGACUCC